Monomorium pharaonis (pharaoh ant) is the source of this 1604-nucleotide messenger RNA. Its product is annotated as traB domain-containing protein. The transcript has 8 exons. Bases 273 to 1604 code for a protein of 443 amino acids. The record is from RefSeq and is a predicted model, not a curated record. Lineage: Eukaryota; Metazoa; Arthropoda; Insecta; Hymenoptera; Formicidae.
GAAUAAAAAUUCAUCUCCAUUGAAGCGUGAAUUCACAUAACGUGGGCUCCUGUGGAAUGGAUUGCUUGCGUGUCAGAAUUGGCAACUUUGCAUCUUAAUGCCGUCAAUUGGGUGUUCUUCUUGAAGCUUGUUUCUCCAUACGUUAUACUUUUCUCCGAAUUUCCGUUUGUCGCUGACACGAGAUUAUUUCUAUAGACGUGUCAUUCUUUUACAAGGUUAGAAGCAUGCGACAACUCACAUCUGCUUAAGAAAACAUAUAAAGCGGAAAAGAAAUGGCAUCUAAUAAGGCUGAUCACGUCAGUGGUGAUCAAUGGGAGAGCGAUCUGUUAUUGUCCACAGAAAACAAACACUACAGCAUAAUUGACGAAAAGGGUGAUCAUAGUACGAAUAAAUUGAACUCACAAGAUAUAAUGAAAAAAAUGAUUGCCAAGGAAUCCGAGUACAGUAUAGCAAAAUUAGAUUCUCAAUCAGUGACACGCACCUUGUCAUCGACAAUGAGCACAGAGGACAAUUAUGACGACAGCAAGAUAAAAAGCAUCGAAUUCUCUGAUAGUGAAGUUAUUUUUAUCGACGAAGAUUCCAAUAUCCAGAAUAAGGGAUGUAGUAUUGGCGACUCAAUAAGUGAACUACCAAAAAUAAGGGAGUAUGAUUCUACCAUUGAUGAGAGAUUGCCGGAAACUGUGACUUUGUUGACCACGCCGGAUGGAGGAAAGUUGUACCUAGUAGGAACGGCGCAUUUUAGUAUUGAAAGUCAAAAUGAUGUGUCAAAGGUCAUACAAGCUGUACAACCUCAUAUAGUUGUUGUUGAACUAUGCAGAGCCAGAGUUGGUAUACUUCAGCUUGACGAGGAAACUAUGUUUAAUUACGCUAAAAAUAUAGAUUACAAAACCAUUAUGGAUAUUAUAAAAAGGGAAGGAGUAUAUGAUGGUUUAUUACACAUUUUAUUGCUAAGAAUGGCAGCACAUGUCACCAAGCAACUUGGUAUGCCACCCGGUGGGGAAUUCCGGAGGGCAUUCAAAGAGGCAAAAAAAGUGCCAAAUUGUAUUGUUCAUUUGGCCGAUCGACCAAUUAACAUAACGAUGCAACGUACGUUACGAUCAUUAUCCUGGUGGCAGACCAUAAAACUAGGGUGGCAUCUGGUAGUAAUGAAAGAUCCUAUUACGCAAGACGACAUCGAAUUUUGUAAACAACGAUCGAUAUUGGACGAAAUGAUCGCUGCCAUGAAAGAGAAAUUCCCAGUGUUGGAAGAAGUGUUUGUGAAGGAGCGAGAUAUCUACUUGACGAAUUCUUUGCAGAUAGCCUGUCAACCUCAUUGUACCUUUAAUCAUGUUUUCGAACCGGCGCGAGUCGUAGGAAUCGUUGGUUUAGGGCACACAUCUGGCAUUAUUGCAAAUUGGGGUAAAAUUAAGCCUACUGAUAUACCACCUAUCAUGAGAAUACCACCACCAUCGUUGUCAGGUAAAAUCUUAAAGUUGACCAUUAAGAUAUCUAUACUUGGUGCUACAUUUUACAUAGGCUAUAAAGUUAUGACGGUAUCCGUUGCUACGUUAAAAUUUUUUAAGUCAUCGGUUGAGGGACUUUUUCAAAUUGAUGCCGCACGGUAG